Molecule: messenger RNA, 4090 nt
Organism: Nerophis ophidion (straightnose pipefish)
Lineage: Eukaryota; Metazoa; Chordata; Actinopteri; Syngnathiformes; Syngnathidae
Gene: esf1
Product: ESF1, nucleolar pre-rRNA processing protein, homolog (S. cerevisiae)
Exons: 14
Coding region: 470-2581 (703 amino acids)
Biological process (GO): rRNA processing
Cellular component (GO): nucleus
Molecular function (GO): RNA binding
Source: RefSeq, a predicted model, not a curated record
CCUCCUCUCUCAGGUAAUCGUACUUCCGGCUGUCCGGCCUUGACGCCGCCCAGUCCUUCUGCCUCUUCUUCAUGGUUCGGUCGAACACGUUCGCUGUCCCGCCUGCGGAGCGCGAUAGACUCCUGCGGGCUCCGGGGAGCCUCCAGCACGGGGAAGCUGGAGCCCGCAGGAGAAUCCCGCACCAACCGCCGCUCAUGUCGCAGAACCUUCCUUCAGCGGACCUUCACAACCUUGGGUUACUUCCGGUUCCGGAUGACCAGAUAUGUAUUAUUUCAUGUAAAACAAGGACGUGCAGUGUUCAUUAAAUCAUGUUAAAAUGUCAAAUAGAAGCGUGUUACAAAGAUUACAAGUUGUUUCAUUCUAAUGAUUGAAGGCGUUUGUAGCGAACAUAUUCAGUCAUUGAGCAUUUUCUUCUGUUGUACCUUUUCUCUUUCCGUAGUCAUGUCAACAGGAGCCCGGGAAGCGUUGCAUGCUGGGAAAACACGUGCAGGGACCUUGCGAGCUGUACGUUUGUGCUGGGGUCUACCAUCUCGCCGUCAUGUCGUCGUCCAAGAAGAGCGAGGCGGCAGACGAGCGUUUCGAGCGGGUGAAGCGGGACCCUCGCUUCUGGGAGAUGCCGGAGAAAGAACGCAAGGUGAAGAUCGACAAGCGCUUCCAGUCCAUGUUCCACGACCAGCGCUUCAAGAUAAAGGAGACAGUGGACAAGCGGGGACGACCCGUCAAGCACACGUCCAGCGAAGACCUCAAGCGCUUCUACCAGCUAUCGGACUCGGAGGAUGAGGAGGAGGAGGACGAUGACGAUGAGCAGGAGAAGGAAGGAGGAAGGUCUGCGCAGGUCAUAGGUGAAAAAGUGACGAAAGGUGAGGACGAUGGGGAGUUGGCCUGGGAUUCAGAGGACGACAGCGGUCCCGACCUGGCCCGAGGGAAGGGCAACGUGGAGAGCAGCUCGGACGAAGACGAGGACGACCACGCGGACGGCGAGGAAGAUGAGAUGGAGCACGAGUGGGGCGAGCUGUGCAAGGAUGCGCCACGCAGCGAGCAGGUCACACGCAGGCUGGCCGUGUGCCACCUGGACUGGGACCGCUUGAAGGCCAAGGACCUGCUGGCCCUGCUGGCCUCCUUCUGUCCCGAGGGGGGCGCCGUGCUGGCCGUUAAGAUCUACCUGUCGGACUUCGGCAAGGAGAGGCUAAAGCUGGAGGCGACUCAGGGACCGCCGGAGCUGCGAGCGCUGCCCGACGACCCCGAGGACGACUCUCAGGACGACAGGAUGCACCGGGAGAGAAUGCGGGACUACCAGUUCAAGCGCCUCAGGUACUUCUACGCCGUGGCCGAGUGCGACUCCGCCGCCACCGCCACCAAGAUCUACGAGGAGUGCGAUGGCUACGAGUACGAAAGCAGCUGCUCCAUCCUGGACCUGCGCUUCGUUCCCGACGACGUCACCUUCCAGGAGCCGCCCCGAGACGUGGCCACCGACGUCAACCUGGCGGCGUACACCCCCAAGCUCUUCACCUCGUCCGCCAACGCCACCUCCAAGGUGCAGCUGACCUGGGACGAGACGGACCAGGAGCGCCUGAGCGUCUUCAGCAGGAAGGUGAACAAGAGCGAGCUGCUGGACAUGGACUUCAAGGCCUACCUCGCCUCCUCCAGCGACGAGGACGACCUCCAAGAUGAAGAACAGCAAGAGGCUGAGGAGGAGGGGAAGAAGAAGAAGAGCGAGGAGCAUCUGUCCAAGUACCGCCAGCUGCUCCAAGGCCUUCAGGACAAGGACAAGAAGCAGGACAAGGACAUGGAGAUGGAGGUCACAUGGGUUCCAGGGCUAAAGGAGACCACGGAGCAGCUGGUGAGGAAGAAGAUGGAGAAGAAGGAGGCGCUGACUCCAUGGGAGGAGUUCUUGCAGAAGAAGAAGGAGAAGAAGAAGAAGAAAAAGAAAAAGGAGGAAGUGGACGAGGGGGAGGAGGAGCUUAGUGACGACAGCCUUCCUCCAGACGUGGACCUCAGUGACCCCUUCUUCAGCCAGGAGCUCAGCUGCUCAGAUCUCAAGAAGAAACACAAAGACAAGAAGAAGAAAAAGGAUGAGGAAGAGGAGCACACAGCAGAGGACGAGGAAGAGCUGCAGAGACAAAAGGCCGCCAUGAGGCUGCUGAUGGAGGAGGGGGAGGAGCAACACUUCAACUACGACAAGAUCGUGGAGCAUGAGAACCUGAGCAAGAGGAAGAAGAGGAAGAUGAUGAAGAGUGGCCAGCAGCUGACUGACGACCACUUCCAGGUGGACGUGAAGGACCCUCGCUUCCAGGCCAUGUUCACAUCCCACCUCUACAACCUGGACCCCUCCCACCCCAGCUACAAGAAGACCAAGGCCACACAGAGCAUCCUGCAUGAGAGGCAGCGCCGGCGCCAGCAGGAGGAGCACCUCAAGAUGGAGGACGGUGCUCAGGUGGCGCAGACGGGGCGCAGUCGGGAGCGGGACGCCGACACGCCGGCUCAGAAACAAGACAUGGAGCCCAGUUUGUCCCUGCUCGUCAAGUCCAUCAAGAGCAAGACGCAACAGUUUCAGGCCCGCAAGAGAGCUAAAAUCCUUUGAACCUUUCAUCACAUGAUGACAUCAUGCACACAUUAAAGACUUUUAUCACACCUCAACUACUCUACUGAUGACAUCAUGCACACAUUAAAGACUUUUAUCACACCUCAACUACUCUAUCGAUGACAUCAUGCACACAUUAAAGACUAUUAUCACACGUCAACUACUCUAUUGAUGACAUCAUGCACACAUUAAAGACUAUUAUCACACCUCAACUACUCUAGUGAUGACAUCAUGCACACAUUAAAGACUAUUAUCACACUUCAACUACUCUAUUGAUGACAUCAUGCACACAUGAAAGACUUAUCACACAUCAACUACUCUAUUGAUGACAUCAUGCACACAUUAAAGACUAUUAUCACACCUCAACUACUCUAGUGAUGACAUCAUGCACACAUUAAAGACUAUUAUCACACUUCAACUACUCUAUUGAUGACAUCAUGCACACAUAAAGACUAUUAUCACACCAACUAUCUUGAUGACUUCAUGCACACAUUAAAGACUUAUCACACUUCAACUACUAUAUUGAUGAAAUCAUGCACACAUUAAAGACUUUUAUCACUCUUCAACUAUAUUGAUGACAUCAUGCACACAUUAAAGACUAUUAUCACACUUCAACUACUCUAUUGAUGACAUCUUGCACACAUUAAAGACUUUUAUCACACUUCAACUACUCUAUUGAUGACAUCAUGCACACAAAGACUAAUCACACUUCAACUACUCUAUUGAUGAAAUCAUGCACACAAAGACUUUUAUCACACUUCAACUAUAUUGAUGACACCAUGCACACAGUAAAGACUUAUCACACUUCAACUACUCUAUUGAUGACAUGCACACAUUAAAGACUAUUAUCACACUUUGAUUACUCUAUCGAUGACAUCAUGCACACAUUAAAGACUAUUAUCACACUUCAACUACUCUAUUGAUAACAUCAUGCACACAUUAAAGACUAUUAUCACACCUCAACUAUAUUGAUGACAUCAUGCACACAUUAAAGACUUUUAUCACACUUCAACUACUCUAUUGAUGACAUGCACACAUUAAAGACUUAUCACUCUUCAACUAUAUUGAUGACAUCAUGCACACAUUAAAGACUAUUAUCACACUUCAACUACUCUAUUGAUGACAUCUUGCACACAUUAAAGACUUUUAUCACACUUCAACUACUCUAUUGAUGACAUCAUGCACACAGACUUUUAUCACACUUCAACUAUAUUGAUGACACCAUGCACACAUUAAAGACUUAUCACACUUCAACUACUCUAUUGAUGACGUGCACACAUUAAAGACUAUUAUCACACUUUGAUUACUCUAUCGAUGACAUCAUGCACACAUUAAAGACUAUUAUCACACUUCAACUACUCUAUUGAUGACAUCAUGCACACAUUAAAGACUAUUAUCACACUUUAAUUACACUAUUGAUGACAUCAUGCACACAUUAAAGACUAUCAUCACACUUCAACUACUCUACUGAUGACAUCAUGCACACAUUAAAGACUAACUACUUCUUGA